This is a messenger RNA of Neurospora crassa OR74A, 1194 nucleotides long. RefSeq lists its product as hypothetical. The record is from RefSeq and is a predicted model, not a curated record. Bases 1 to 1194 code for a protein of 397 amino acids. The transcript is spliced from 6 exons. NCBI's taxonomy places the organism in Eukaryota, Fungi, Ascomycota, Sordariomycetes, Sordariales, Sordariaceae.
AUGCCUUUUACACGCACAUCUUCUCGCCGCUCUCGGCCUAGGGCAAACAACCAGACUCCCACUUUGCGCCGCGAAGACGCUGAAGUGGUUUACGAGAAUGUCGACGACGUCGACCUAUUUGGGGGGGUCGACAUCGACCAAAUUCUCGAUUUCCUUGGUCAAGAAGAACCAACCCCGCCCCCCAAGUCGCUCCUGCCACCCACCUGCGCCAAUGAGAUGAUCAUAGAGUCGACACCUUCCGAGAGGCUCCCAACGUAUGAGGAGGCGAACAAGGAGCAAGAAAAGGAGAAGAGAAACGACGGAGAAGGUACCUCUAUUCCCUCCCCGCUCUCAGUAGGAAAAUCUGAGCACGCCAGUGAUGCAAUCAAGUUGGGCGCAACAAUGUCAUCUCCAUCGAACACCCCCCUCGACAUCCAGCUACGCAACAUUCACUCUCCCGACCUCCAACGACAAGACGCCCCAGCCAGGUCCACCACGAUUCUCGAAGAAAUCGCCGCCGAAGUCGAAGCAGCCAGGUGGGCGGCACUCCCCAUCCAAUACACGGGGCUACUCGAGGCAAACGACCCAGAGGGCAACAUGGCUCGCCAGCUAGAUUUUCUUAAUGCUCUCGCCGGCGCCGAUGAUGCUUUGUUUGAGUCAAUCUACCAUCACGUUAUGGAUCAGAUUUUGAGAAACCGCGCCUCGUUCCAGUACUACCGCGAUAACUCGCCGCCGCCGUACACGACUCAUCCGACAAAGGGCGAGAUCACCAUCGAGAUGUCUCCGGAGGUGGUUCUGCCGGAGUACCUACCUCCUUACACUCCGUUUGGGCAAGGUCAAAACCGGGAACGCGAGGAUGCAGACAAAGAGGAAGAGGAAGACGACGGGGAGAACCGUGAAAGCGUCGUCCAUGAAGUGGCCGCUGCAAAUCUGGAACUAACAAUCCCCUUUCUGUGCGGCCGGCGUAUCCCACUCUGUACUGUUCUAGAGUACUUGCCGGUAGUUGUUGCCCUUGUUCUCAGCCCUUACCUUUAUCCCCAAGAUCCUCUCUUGUUCGUCAGCUUCGUGUUAGUUACCCGCCUGGUGGGCUUCCUAUUCGAAAAGAUCAAGGAAAGUGAAGUCACGGAGUUUGACUUGAUGCAAGCGGGCUUUUACCACGACCCUUGUUGCUCUACCGAACCCAAUGCCUGCCCGAUUGCGCUGCCCCGAACGUAG